This is a messenger RNA of Rotaria socialis, 2585 nucleotides long. Lineage: Eukaryota; Metazoa; Rotifera; Eurotatoria; Philodinida; Philodinidae. The record is from the annotation of a GenBank genome assembly.
AUGGAUGAACCAAAUUCCGAAGAAUCAACAGCGUUGAUAACCGAUCAUGGCGUUCCAUUAGCUGUACGUGAUAAUCGAAGUCUGAAUGCAAAAAGACUAGCCAGCUAUCUAAUUCUUGCAAGCACUGUUUGCGAGCGUUUAGCAUUUUACUCGCUAGCAAUUAAUCUUGUUGUUACAUUAAAGUAUACAGAACUAAAUUGGAAUCCUUCAAAUAGUGCAACGGCUUCAUUUAUCUUUUUUGGUACUAGUUAUAUUUCGACACUCAUAUUUGCCGUGAUAAGUGAUGCAAAAUUAGGCCGAGCUAAAACUAUAAUUAUUGGUUUUUUUCUCUAUUUCUCUAGCUAUAUAAUGAUAAUAUUGAUUGCAAAUACCAAAACACAUGCAUCUAUAUGUCCAAAUACCACGGAUUCACACAGUUCUAUCAUUUCUGAACAUUGCGGACCUCAAAUUGUUGGAACACUUAUUUCAAUGGCUAUCGGUGUAGGAGCUGUACAAGCGAAUAUGGCUGUGUUUGGAGCUGAACAAAUUCAUGAAUCAAAAGUUACAUCAAGAUAUUUUGAUAAAUAUUAUAUAGCCGUCAAUAUUGGUGCCAUUAUUGCUACAUUAUCAAUACCUGUCGUACAAACUGAUGCAGAUAGUCAAACUAAUUCUAAUAAUUAUUUUUAUGGAUAUUUAUUGGCCAUAUUUAUGCUUAGUGUUGCUUUUGCAUUAUUUAUUAUAGGGUUUCGAUACUAUAUUCAUACACCUCCUCAGGAUACAGUUAUUGCGCAGUGUAUUCCUGUAGUUAUUAGUGCAUGGCAAGCAUGGCGAAAAUAUCAUAAAAAUAAACUAGUAGUACAUAGAUAUAAUGGAGAUACUAUGUCAAGAAAUGGCCAAGAACGAGUAAUCGCAAAUGAAGACGAAACACUUUCGUUUCUCGAUUAUGCAAAAGCAACUAACAAUGGAAAAAGUCUUGAUCGACAUGUAAAUAAUGUUAAAAUACUUAACAGAUCUAUUAUUGUAUUUCUUUUACUUAUUCCAUAUUGGAUUAUUUAUUAUCAAGUUCAGAUAACAUUUCCGUUACAAGGUAAACAAAUGAAGAUGGCUUUUUUAAAUACUGAAAAACCAAUGCCUAUUACUUGGAUGUCACUUGGCGAUUCAGUAACCAUUAUUAUUAGUAUUACGAUUUUAAAUACAGUUGUCUACAAAUUUUUCGAUACGCACAAUCGACAAUUGACUAUCAAGAUUAAACUUAUCAUCGGAAUGGUUUUAGCAUCAUUGGCUAUGUGCAUAACUGGUAUAGUUGAAAUGGAUCGACAAAAAUACUGUACAGAAGAAAAAGAUGACUCAAAUUUGAGCAUCUACUUUCAAUUACCACAAACUAUAUGCAUGGGUCUUUCGGAAGUAUUUGCUACUGUGGCAAGUCUUGAAUUUGCUUAUGUAGUUGCUCCACGUUCAGCUCAAUCGCUAUUAAUGAGUCUACAGUUUUGUUCAUUGGGAUUAGCAUCAUUUAUUGGCAAAGGAUACCUUUCUAUAUAUUCAACUACGUCAAGUAGUGUGGACUUUAGUUGUUUAAGUCUCAAUCAAUGGACAUUUUCAGCUUAUUUUUUCAUUCUUGCUGUUCUCCAGGUAGCUUUCAUGAUUGUUUUUAUUGUGUGUGAUAGAAAUUUUCAAAUACUUAAACUAAAUUUGCAACAGAAAAAAACAAUUCAAUAUCGCGAAAGUUUAUCUAACUCAUCGGUUGUUACAAAAUAAACAAAUAUUUGUAUAUAGAAUUCUGUUUUAUCGUUUGCUUUCAACAAUAAGAAUAUAAUAAAUUAUUAUUUGAUAUGUCUUAACACGAACUAGAAAAGUAUUUCUUUCAGAUAAUCAUUUUAAUGUGUUAAUAUAUUAUGAAUAUUAAUGAUAAAUAACAAUAAAAUGUUCAAUAAGCCCUUUGUCAGAUAUGAAAAGUUAAAGAAAAUAAGUAACGUUAUUUGGAAACAAUCAUCGCAUGUGAUUCAAACCGGAAAAAAACCGACAGCAUACCGACGGUUCACCUUUCGGCAUAAUGUGCGCUCUACCACCUGUAUACUGCCGGUACACCGGCGGUUAUUAUGAGUACCGCGGUAUAUCGGUGGUUGUGACAAAAAAGUGUGUGACAUGGGGUGAAUCAUUUUUAGAUUUUUUGUUGUUUUUGCUUCAUACUUUCUCAAAUAACAAUAAAAUACAUAGGCUAUGACAAUUUAAUUUUAUACUACAACUUGUGGUUUAUCUGAAGUCCUUGGAGAAUUCUACGAGUAAAAGAAAAUAUAAUACAUGAGACUGUUUCUAGUUCAUCAUCAAUGGGCGAUUCCUAUGAUUUCUGAUUAUUCUUUCUUAGAAACAGAUAGUUUUGAUCAAAAACAAUUAUUUAGUAUACACUGAGCAGGCGCUUUUCAUCGAAUAUUUAGUAAAGUUGAAACUUCUAUUCUUUAUUAUCUGGCAUCGGAGCGGCUCUGUCAAAAAAAAUAGGAAUUCCUGUAUAGGAUAGGUCUAAAAUAUAUAGGAUCGCCCUCAACUAUAUAGGAAAAAUAUAGGAUCAAAAAUCUAUUCCAGAAAAAGAUUUAGACACCGAAAAAUCACUG